UUAUUUUUGUGUUUUGCCGAUAAAAAAUGAAAUUACAUUUUUCCAAUUUCCAAUUUCCAAUUUCACCUUCUUUUCGCUAUGUAUCUUGCUCCAUCCAUGGCGGUCCGAAGCCUUAAACCCAUUUUCAUUCCCAAAACCCCAACGCCAAAACCGAAGUUCUUCUCUUUUUCUUCUUCCGCCUCUCCUCCACUCUCCAAUCAACCCGAACUGGUCUCCACUGUCACUUCCAUCCUCACACACCAUCGCUCCAAAUCCCGGUGGAACACCCUCCUCUCUCUUUACCCUUCCGGCUUCACCCCAUCUCAGUUUUCUCAAAUUGUCCUGCAAAUCAAAAGCAAUGCUCAUCUUGCCUUCCGCUUCUUCCUUUUCACCAAGCAGAAGUCCAUCUGCAAUCACAAUUUCGCCUCCUAUUCAACAAUCAUCCAUGUCCUGUCUCGAGCCCGGCUCAAGACCCGUGCCCGGAAUCUUAUCAAGGAUGCAAUCCUAGCACCAGGUAGUGACUUUCAUGGAACCGAAUUUAAGCACUUGAAACUUUUUGAAUCCUUAGUGAAAACAUACAAUGACUGCGGUUCUGCUCCGUUUGUGUUUGAUUUGUUAGUAAAAUCUUGUUUGGAAAUGAAAAAGAUUGAUGCUUCUAUCGAGAUUGUUAAAUUGUUGAGAUCUAGAGGGAUUAGCCCACAAGUUAGUACAUGUAAUGCUUUGAUCUGGGGGGUUUCGAGGUGUAGGGGAGUGAAUGAGGGAUAUGAAGUUUUCAGGGAGGUUUUUGGAGUGGAUGAUGGUGAGAAAGGAAGAAAUGUGAAAAGGGUAGCGAAAGUUAAGCCUAAUGUUAACACGUUCAAUGCUUUGAUGGUUUGUUUUUAUGGGGAGGGAUUGAUGGAGAAGGUAGAGGAGAUAUGGAAUGAAAUGGAGACUUUAGGUUGUGUUGCAAAUGCUUAUAGCUAUAGUGUUCUGAUGCAAGUGUUUUGCGAUGAAGGAAAGGUGAGAGAAGCAGAGAAGUUAUGGAAAGAAAUGAGAGUCAAGAAAUUGGAGCCUGAUAUAGUGGCUUAUAACACAAUGAUUGGCGGUUUAUGCAAAAUUGGGCUGGUUAUGAGGGCUGAAGAGUUCUAUAGAGAAAUGGGAUUGCGAGGGAUAGAGACUACUUGUGCCACUUAUGGGCAUCUUAUCAGUGGGUAUUGUAAGGUUGCUGAUGUCGAUUCAGCAAUAAUGGUGUACAAAGAUAUGUGUAGGAAAGGUUAUAGGCCAGGGGCUGCGACAGUUGAGGUGUUGGUUGGUAGACUAUGUGAUAUAAGAAGGGUACUUGAAGCUUUGGAGAUAAUGAGAGUAGCAGUGGGGAAACAUGAUGUCUGUCCCACAGAGAAGAGUUAUGAGUUCUUGAUAAAGGGUUUGUGUGAGGAGGAAAGAAUGGAAGAAGCCUUAAAGCUUCAAGCUGAGAUGGUAGCAAAAGGUUUUAAACCAAAUAUGAAAAUUUAUGGUGCUUUCAUUGAUGGAUAUUUGAGACAAGGAAACGAUGAAAUGAUAGCGAUGUUAAGAAGGGAAAUGUUAGAAACUCAAAAUGGUCAGGAAGAAGAUUAGAUUUCCAUUAUUGAGCAGUGAAUGCCAAGUGCCAAGUGCCAAGUGCCAAGUGCCAAGUGCCAGGUGCCAGGUGCCAGGUGCCAAGUGCUGUGACUUGUUUUGCAAACUGGCCAUAAACAUGAACUGUUUUUGGUGCAUAUCUAUUGAUAAGGGGAAGGAUAGAAUAAAUUAAGCAAAAAGGGGAAACCAUGGACAGGCAAGAGGACCUUACCUUGGUUUUAAUCAUUUUCGUGAUGUAUCAUGCCAUGUUGUAAUUUGCCAAUAUGACUUGUGCCUGUAUUUUAUUGGAUUUUCUGAAGAAAGUCCCAACAUGGAAACAAAACCUUAUGAAAGAA
Molecule: messenger RNA, 1907 nt
Organism: Rubroshorea leprosula
Lineage: Eukaryota; Viridiplantae; Streptophyta; Magnoliopsida; Malvales; Dipterocarpaceae
Source: the annotation of a GenBank genome assembly